Betta splendens (Siamese fighting fish) is the source of this 3284-nucleotide messenger RNA. It is a transcript of the gene senp3b, whose product is annotated as SUMO specific peptidase 3b. Gene Ontology annotation, cellular component: nucleus. Gene Ontology annotation, molecular function: deSUMOylase activity. The record is from RefSeq and is a predicted model, not a curated record. Bases 363 to 2045 code for a protein of 560 amino acids. Gene Ontology annotation, biological process: protein desumoylation. The transcript has 12 exons. NCBI's taxonomy places the organism in Eukaryota, Metazoa, Chordata, Actinopteri, Anabantiformes, Osphronemidae.
UCAGUCAUCAGAUAACGUGGACACUCGUUAACAGGGAACACCGGCUCGGCGCGUCCUCCCUUUCUGUGCAGAACUGAAAUAAAUUUGGAUCGCUUUCAUGUGCACCGUUCCUAUUAAGUAUUGAUUUUUUUCCGUGAACCGGAAGAUUAAAAGACACCCGAGUUCACAUGGAGGUGUGAUCUGACUGCUCCACACCUGGUUUUAUUGAAUGAGGUCUAUCAGCAAGUAGCAUUGUUUUGGUUCGAUACCCUUACAAAAUUAAACACGCCCAACUUUCAGUCGGGAAUAGCGGGAUACAUAUUCAUACAAAUCUGCAGGUUAACGGUGACGAGCUGGCGCAGGUUGUGGGUUGUUCGUGGAUAAUGCGAGACAGUGGUGGUAGCCUGGCCCAGAACCGCUGGCAGGGAGACCUGGGUCUGACCGCUGUGGGACAAGACACCACAGGAGGAGGUGGAAUUCCUGGGGACCACCUCAUUGUCCCGGUGUCGGGCCACAGUGUGCAUAGUCCCAUGCACCUCAGACUGGGGCAGAAAGACAAAGUGUGGACGGGCGAGUAUGUAGAUGAGGAAGAUGGUAUGGGUGAUAUUGAACCAGUAGGUGACGAAGAAGAUGAAGAUGAAAAUCAUCUAGAAGGGGGGGGCAAGGGCGUGUUUGAAGGCGAAGUCUGGCAUAACAAUGACGAAGAAGAGGAAGAUGAAGGAGACGAUGAGGAAGAAGACCAGAUAAACGAAGAGUGGGAGAUCUCAGACUUUCCUUCUCAGUCCACCCAGAAAUGUGUUUUACAGCAACACCAACCUUAUGGACCACAGCAGAAGACACAAGCAGUAGGUGAUGUCACUGUAGAUGAUAGUCUAUCCCAGGCUGAAGUCGAGGACAUGUGCAGGUCCCACCUUAGCAGGUACAAGACUUUGAGGAGGCUCAGGCUCAGGCGCUGGCAGCGUUUUCGUUCUCACAGUGGCCUUGGAUUUCGGCUCACUCAGCACUGGAAGAGCUGGCGCCAAAGGGCACAGCGCUUGUGCCUCCUAGGGAACCGAUGGAGCCGGAGAGGGCAAAGGUCCAAUCUAUAUGGCAAGCAGAGGAGAAUAAAGCAAUAUCCGCAGUCAUCAUAUACAGAGGAAGAGGAUGACAGCAACGAUGAGCGGCUCACAGAGCUUGACAGAGAUAAACAGAUAAACGGCUGCUCUCUAGACAAGCAAGAGGACAGAGGAAGGCGGGAAAUGGAGGUCAAACCAGUGGAACUGGCUCUAACUGAGGAGCACAUGAGUUGUGUGACUGGUAUUCUUGAAGAGUCUCUACAGCAGUAUGGCAGCUUGAUCCCCAUCCAUGUAGACGACAUUGUAGAGAAGCUUCAGGACAUCUUCAGCGAGAGCUUCUCUCAGCCACACAGGAAAGCAGUGGUCCAGCAUUUAAUACAGUCCUUCCAGCGUUCAUCAGGAUCAGCCCUGGCUAAAACAUUCAGAGUUAACUACAAGCGCCAUGUUUUGACAAUGGAUGACUUGGGCACCCUGUACGGACAGAACUGGCUUAACGACCAGAUAAUGAACAUGUACGGUGACCUAGUGAUGGACUCUGUGCCAGAGAAGGUUCACUUUUUCAACAGCUUCUUUUACGAUAAGCUAAGGACAAAGGGCUACGACGGAGUCAAACGGUGGACAAAAAAUGUUGACAUCUUUCAGAAAGAUCUCUUGUUGAUCCCCAUCCAUCUGGAGGUCCACUGGUCACUUGUCAGUGUUGACAUUCCUCGUCGAGCCAUCACUUACUUUGACUCUCAGCGGACGCUUAACAGACGUUGCCCCAAGCACAUUUUUAAGUAUCUGCAAGCUGAGGCAAUCAAAAAAGACCAACGGAACUUUUUGACGGGAUGGAAAGGGUUUUUUAAAAUGAAUGUGGGCCGUCAAAACAACGACAGUGACUGUGGUGCUUUUGUGCUGCAGUACUGCAAGUGUCUGGCACUAGGGCAGCCAUUCAGCUUUGGCCAGCAGGACAUGCCCCGGCUGAGGAGGCAAAUGUACAAAGAACUGUGUCACUGCAAACUCAUCCUGUGACCCAGCACCUACGUCCCAGUCCACCAACUCCACCACCACACCCCAAUAAGGUGCGGGACAAUGAUCUAACAAGACGAGGACAAGGGGAGACGUGGUUGGCAGGAAACAAGAAACUUCUGUAAACCGUAAUUUUUCUCUGACAAACUCCAGAAAAGUUACCUCUGUAGGUGAUGUCAUGGUUUCACUUUUUGUCUUUUUUUGCUUGCCUCUUUCCACAAUUUGAAAACCAAUUUUAAUUUUUACGUCCUGGUUAUUACUUUGUGGUUGACAGAGGCCAAGACUAGCUUCCAUUAUGGGAAUGUGCUAAUCUUCCAUUGUAUUGUAGUCCACUUGUACUUCUCAGUCAGAUAUAAUAAAAAUCCAAACAAAAGUAAGUUAAACCUUACUUCUACUUAAGCUAAUCAGUCCAGCAACCAACCCAAUACAGUAUGUCAUGUUUGGUUCAAGGGCCCCCCAAGGGAAGGAAAGCUCUCCAGUGUUAUGUUGAUGAUGCCGUUUAGUCAACACAUAAUGUUGGUGUUGUAGUGACAACGUGAAAUUUCCAGUGUGUUUGUACACUUUGUUGACAGUUGUUUAGAUGACGGAUUUAAACCGAUGCUGAAGCUGAAAUGCAUAUGCAUAAUCAAUGACCGUGGUGCAGUGGGAAAACACACAAAAGGCCAUUGUCGUGUGUUUUUCUGAGUUAAGUCAGAAUUCAAGCAACAUCCAUGGAGCGCACCACAUAUUGAUCCACCUGCCUCUGCCACACUUUCCAUCUGUACACACAUAACAUCCUCAAGUGGGAGACUGGCUCUGUGACUGCGGGACAACUCCUAAACCAGCUUGAAUAACAGGUUGGCCCGAACAAGAGGUGGCUUUACAUUUGCAUUUAUCCUUUUCUGUGUUUUAUCUCUGUCAGUAAAUGUGUUGAUAUGCUUUAUUGCUUUAAACAAACUGUUAAAAGGAGGACUACUAAUUUGUUUUCUUUUGAGUAGGUACAAAAAAAUUAUCCUCUAAGUAUUUUUUUGAAGGUUUGAGAGCCAUUUUGUUGAGGACCACAGCAGCUACACAGCAGAUCUAGCAUGUCCACGAUGAAGUUACAGUACCCUCCUCUUUUUUUACAAUGGAAAAACACAUUUGUUCAUAGCUUUGUUUUUUUUUCUCUUUUUUUCAAACAGGAUUUGAUUCAACAAAAUUGACAGUUUUAUAUAUCUUCUACAAUGCAUUAUGGUUGCUAAAAAUAAAAUAUGUGGCAAAGGA